AUGCUCAAGUACUUGAAGCUUGAACGAAGUUAUGCUGAUGAAACUACUCAUCUUAAUCCACCUCACAGAUUUGUUCCUUGGGUGAUUGUGGAUAAUCAACCACUGCAAGAUGAUUACCAAAAUUUUGCAGCCUACGUCUGCAGAGCAUACAAAGGCUCUCGCAGACCUAGUGCUUGCAAAUCACUUUCUGUUGAGAUCAACUCAUCCAACAAUGAAAAUUCUGUUGCUCAAGUUAGCUAUACAAGCGAGGCUAAAAACUUGACAUCAAUGGCACCAGCACAGAAAAAACCAAAAUCACCAACAGCUUUAUCGACAAAGCGGAUGAAGAUGAAGAUGGAAAUUUCUAUGUAA
Molecule: messenger RNA, 351 nt
Organism: Camellia sinensis
Lineage: Eukaryota; Viridiplantae; Streptophyta; Magnoliopsida; Ericales; Theaceae
Source: RefSeq, a predicted model, not a curated record